AAAAAAUUGGUCCCGCCCGCCGACCGCCGCCGCGCCCCCUCUCCCGCCCGCCGCCCGCCGCCGCGCCCCCUCUCCCGCCGCCCGCCGGCCGCGCGCCUCCUCUCCCGCCCGCCGGCCGCGCGCCUCCUCUCCUGCCGGCCGCCGCCCCGCCUCUCCCGCCCGCCGGCCGCCGCCGCGACUCCUCUCCCGCCGCCUGCUCCAGAUCCGGUCAUCGUCGUCUCGGUCGUCGUUGUCGUCGUCCCGGUCUUCGUCGUAGUCGUCUCCUGCCGGGUCGUCAUCGUCGGGGCGGCGGGUUACGGGCCCACGGCUCUCCUCAGUGCCUCUCUCCUCGGGGCGUCCGUUCAGCCAUGGCGCCGCCGCCGCCGCAUCGACCCUACAAGCGCCCCGCCAUCUCCGACCAGCAGCGCCGCCGCGACCUCGCCCUCCAGGCCCAGUCUGCCCGCCGCGCUGACGCCCAGGCGCGCGCCCGCAGCCUCGCCAACUCCCUUCUGUCCCCGUCCUCUGCCGCUGCCGACACAGCAGUGGAGGGCGACAGCGAGCGCGAUCAUGAGCCCACCGUCGCCGAGGCCGCUUCCAAGCUUCGCGGCUCCGAUGCGCGCCGCUGGUUCGCCCGCCAGAUCAUGCUCCCGGAGUGGAUGGCUGACGCUCCUCCCCACCUCGCCACCGACUGGCAUGUUUUUGCCAGACCUGCCGGGAAACGGUGCUUGGUCGUCUCUUGCAACGGCAUCACCAUUAGCAGGCUCCGAAAUGGAUCCAUUCUCCACCGAUUCCCUUCCGCUCUUCCAAAUGGAUCAAAGAGAGACAUCUCCGGACCAGCAAGUUCCUAUUCCAUCCUUGAUUGCAUCUUUCAUGAGCCUGAUGAAACAUAUUACAUCAUUGAUAUGAUCUGUUGGAGAGGCUACUCCUUGUACGACUGCACCGCUGAGUUUAGGUUCUUUUGGGUGAAUUCUAAGCUCAUGGAGACCACUGCUGGUGAUCCUCCAUCAACGUACCAUCGCUACAGAUUCAGUGCUGUCCCUAUAUACGAGUGCACGCUUCAGGGUCUUCAAGCAGCAUACUCAGGAAGCACACCAUAUGUGAAAGAUGGCUUGCUGUUUUACAACAAGCAUGCACAUUAUCUAGCUGGUAUCACACCCCUUGCACUGGUCUGGAAAGAUGAGGCUUGUAGUCAAUAUGUUAUUGACACAGAUAGCAAGGGACAAGUCCCAAGUGAGCAGCAUAUUGUGCUGGAUCUGCAAGAGGAUGGAAAGCUUACUACUUCUGAUGAUCCUCCAGUUGUCUUUGGUAGCUUGGACAAUGAAUUCAUUCAGAAGUCAAACCUGCGGCCAGGGAAUCUUCUUCGCUUUGCUGUCAAAGAUGAAAGAGUGAAACUUGUGGAUGGAAAGAUGGAGAUUAGUGAGCUUCAAUUUGUUGGAAAGCCGAAUCGUGCUCGUGCUUUUGCUGACAGCCACUCGAAAGCUUUGUUCCAGUACGCUGCUAGGCAUGCUCCUCUGAGAAUUGAGGAUCUCGUUGCCUCGAUUCAGUCAAACAAUAUGGAGCUUGAAUCUACGGAUGUUGAAAUGCAAGGUUGAUGGGAGGGAAUUAAUGAUUCGUCAUCAGAUCAGACAAGGAGGAUACAUGUGCUAAUUUUACUGGAUUCAGUAAGACAUGGACGGUCUUUAUGCAGGAAAAGGAACAAAUGUAAAGUAGUAGUAUAUGCAUCUGAAAUUGUUGUUCCAGGUUUGGAUGGAAUGGGAGCAUGAUAGUAUUAGCUUGAUUGGGACUAUUACACAUUUAUUUACACCCCAGAUUGUCUUGCCUUAAACCUAACCAAACCAUUUGCUAACUGUGCUGCUAG
This is a messenger RNA of Oryza sativa Japonica Group (Japanese rice), 1837 nucleotides long. RefSeq lists its product as uncharacterized. Gene Ontology annotation, biological process: snRNA import into nucleus. NCBI's taxonomy places the organism in Eukaryota, Viridiplantae, Streptophyta, Magnoliopsida, Poales, Poaceae. Gene Ontology annotation, cellular component: cytoplasm; nucleus. The record is from RefSeq and is a predicted model, not a curated record.